Messenger RNA from Myotis brandtii (Brandt's bat), 497 nucleotides. Its product is annotated as NHP2-like protein 1. NCBI's taxonomy places the organism in Eukaryota, Metazoa, Chordata, Mammalia, Chiroptera, Vespertilionidae. The annotation marks the transcript as partial. Gene Ontology annotation, molecular function: RNA binding. Gene Ontology annotation, biological process: ribosome biogenesis; mRNA splicing, via spliceosome; maturation of SSU-rRNA. The record is from RefSeq and is a predicted model, not a curated record. Gene Ontology annotation, cellular component: small-subunit processome; nucleolus; precatalytic spliceosome. The transcript has a single exon.
UUUUGCCCAGUUUUCUUGCAUGUGUUUCUUUUCCUUGGAAAUUGCUUUGUUGUAGCUUCCCUGCCCAAACCCCCCAUCACCUAUUGGCCGCAUGUCCUUCUCUCCACAGCCACCAAAACCCUUAACAGAGGCAUCUCUGAGUUCAUUGUGAUGGCUGCAGACGCAGAGCCCCUGGAGAUCAUCCUGCACCUCCCGCUGCUGUGUGAAGACAAGAAUGUGCCCUACGUGUUUGUGCGCUCCAAGCAGGCGCUGGGGCGGGCCUGCGGGGUCUCCAGGCCUGUCAUCGCCUGUUCUGUCACCAUCAAAGAAGGCUCCCAGCUGAAGCAGCAGAUCCAGUCCAUUCAGCAGUCCAUUGAAAGGCUCUUAGUCUAAACCGGUGGCCUCUGCCACGCUCUCUCUUGCCUCCUCCCCGUCGGUUGUGUAUCAUAUUGUCUGUGUUACCAUGUAGGAUUUCCAGCUACCUUCUAUUGUUAUAAAAUAUUGUAGUAGUAAAUCUU